This is a messenger RNA of Elgaria multicarinata webbii, 1461 nucleotides long. RefSeq names its product solute carrier family 2, facilitated glucose transporter member 5-like. Gene Ontology annotation, molecular function: hexose transmembrane transporter activity. Gene Ontology annotation, cellular component: plasma membrane. The transcript has 12 exons. Gene Ontology annotation, biological process: monosaccharide transmembrane transport. The record is from RefSeq and is a predicted model, not a curated record. The coding region runs from base 1 to 1461 and encodes 486 amino acids. Lineage: Eukaryota; Metazoa; Chordata; Lepidosauria; Squamata; Anguidae.
AUGAGCACAGAAAAGGUACUAGAACCCAAAGCCUCGGAGCUGUCAUGGACCCUUAUGUGUGUUUCGGUGGCUUCUGGCACUAUGUCUAUACAAUAUGGUUACUAUCUCUGGAUAGUCUACUCUCCAACUGUGAUCGUUCAAGACUUCUAUAACUUGACCAUCGCUGAAUCUCUGAAUGAUCCUAAUGCUAACAUGUUCUUCAUGGGUGUCACCAUUGCUUUAUUCCCACUCGGGGGCAUAUUUGGGGCCAUUGCAGUGGGCUGUUUGAUGGAUAGACUUGGAAGGAAAUGCACUCUGAUGAUAACUAAUAUUUUGUCUGUUGCCUCCGCUGUCUCCAUGAGUGCUUCCAAUGUGAUACAAACCUAUGAGUUCAUCAUGUUCACACGCUUGUACACCGGAAUAUGCAUAGGCAUACUCGCCGGUGCUGUCCCCAUAUACCUUGGUGAAAUCUCUCCUAGAAGGCUGAGAGGAAGCAUUGUCAUGAUAUUUCACUUCUUUCUAAGCAUUGGUGUCCUGCUGGCUCAGAUACUAGCACUACGUGAAAUCUUGGGGACCAAAAAAGGUUGGGGAAUAAUUAUGGGCGUCAUCGCGGUUGUACCAGCGAUUCAGAUAUUCCUAGUGCCCUUCUAUCCUGAAAGUCCUAGGUAUCUAAUGAUUCAGAAGAGAGAUGAAGAGAAUGCAAGAAAAGUCUUGCAGUUACUGAGAGGAAGGGAUAAUGUGGAAUCUGAGAUGGAAGAGCUCCGUCAAGAGGACAUCUCCGAGAAGUCAGAAAAGCAGAUGAAUUCCCUCAAACUUCUCUCGAACCAAAGCUUAAGGGGGAACGUCAUCAUGGUCAUCGUCUUGAUGACUGGUCAGCAGCUCAUUGGGGCCAAUGCAGCAUACUACUAUACAGAGAGAAUCCUCAUGACCAUGAAGGUCGAAGUGGACAAAAUCCGUUACAUUAGUAUAGGCACAACCUUGCUCAUCAUCGCCACAGUUGUAUUAGCGCUAUUUACCAUGGAUAGUGUGGGAAGGAGGCCUCUGCUUCUCAUUGGCUUUGGGAUCUGCACCAUCACCUCUCUUCUGUUAAUCAUUACCCUCCGACUGCAGGCGGAUUUCCCAGUGAUGACCUAUUUCAGCACAGUUUUUGUUGACAUCUACUUCACUGGAUACGCCUUAGCACCAAGUCCAAUUCCAUCAAUAUUGACAAUAGAGCUAUUCUCCCAGUCAUCCCGAGCCUCAGCUUUUGUGAUUGCAGGAUUUGUGCAGUGGCUGCUAAACUUUCUUACAGGAGUGACAUUUCUUCAAUUAGAGACACGUAUCGGGUCCUUCAGCUUCCUAAUCUUCUGUCCUAUCUGUGCAGCCGUUUUUGUUUAUAUCUUCAAAUUUGUCCCAGAGACCAAGAAAAUGACCUUUUUGGAUAUUCGGAGAGCCAUGGCAAUCCGGACAGCGAGGAAGGUUCAGGUCAAGUCGAACAAAUAG